UAUAUCAAUCACACUUAUGACCUGAUUGAUCGUUCUUCAUAAAUUGUAUAUUAAACUUGUCAUAUAAUUAGUUUAAAUUCGAUCGAAUCAGAUUCAAACUAGAAUUUUCCACACAGCAUCUGCAUUUCGUCCAUUAUCUCCUGCGGCUCCUGUCUAUAUAUACCCCAGUUUCCACAGCGGGAUUAUCAUCAUUUUCCGAGAAAAGCCAAAAAUCAAAGUUCUUAGCAUUCAUUUUCAGAACAAUGGAGAUUGAAAUUGAAGUGGUCUCCAAAGAAACCAUCAAGCCGUCUUCUCCAACCCCAGAAUCACUAGGAAAAUACCAGCUUUCGUUUAUCGAUCAGAUUGCCCCUCCUAUUUUCAUGCCACUCGUUUACUUCUAUCAAGCAGAUGCCAGAUUCUCCAACCCUGGAAAAUCAGACCAUCUAAAGCAGUCUUUAUCUAAAGUCCUGUCAAGAUUCUACCCCUUGGCAGGCCGAGUGGUCGACGAUCUAUACAUCGACUGCAACGACAAGGGGGCACCCUACGUCGAGGCCGUAGCUAAUUGCAGUCUUUCACAAGUCAUCACGAAUCCCGUCCCCAUGAACAUGAACAAAUUUCUACCCUACAAAUUGGACGACGUGCAAAAUCUUGGCAUGGCUGUUCAAGUUACGCAUUUCCAAUGUGGUGGGACUGCAGUGGGCCUAGUCAUUUCGCACAAGAUUGCUGAUGCAUUAUCGUUCUUCCUGCUGGCCAACACGUGGGCUGCUGUCGCACGAAAUGGGAACUAUGACGACGUGCCUGGCCCCAAGUUCGAGGGGGCAAAGAUUUUCCCGCCGCGGAAUGCUGCUGGGUUCAAGCCCAGUACAGGAAUUGUGAAAGAACAACUCGUCACGAAAAUCUUUACAUUCCCGGCCUCGAAAAUCUCCACCCUCCGGGAAAGAUACUCGGGCGGGGCCACCGAGUUCCUGCAUCGACGGCCAACCCGGGUGGAGGCGUUGUCAGCUUUUAUAUGGACCCGAUUCAUAUCCGCCACUGGAAUGAAAGCGGACCCGAACAAGAUCUACACCGUGCUCCAUGCAGUAAACCUAAGAACCCGCCUCGAUCCGCCGCUGUCUGAGUACCAUUUCGGCAACAUAAGCCGGCUGGCAAUCGCCAUGCCAUCCGUGGGAGCUGACGACGGCUGUGCGCUUUUGCAGAAAGUAAGAGAAGCCAUAAGAUCCGUGAACGGAGAAUAUGUGGCUCAGUUGAGGCAGGGGGAUAAGCAUUUGAACUUCCUUAAAGAGAGAAUGGCUCAGGCCAACAAAAGCGAGCUGCACACGUUCAACUUCACAAGCUUGUGUAGGUUUCCGUUGUAUGGAGCGGAUUUCGGGUGGGGCAAGCCGGUUUGGGUCGCGUCGGCGGGAUUAACUUACAAGAAUCUAGUGACUUUUAUGGAUACAGCGACGGGGGAGGGAAUAGAGGCGUGGAUUAACUUGACGCAAGAGGAUAUGGAGAAAUUUGAAGCUGAUUUGGAGCUGCAAGAGUUUCUUUCAAAAGUCAAAACCUUUGGUAUUCACAAUUCGGAUAUUGUAGCUUGAUUUCAUGCGUGUUGAUGAAUUUAUGGGAGCGUUUGCAAUAGUUGUAUAUGUUCAUACAAAUUUUGAGUCAGCCAAAAUGAAUUUCGGUACUAGAUAAA
Sesamum indicum (sesame) is the source of this 1654-nucleotide messenger RNA. NCBI's taxonomy places the organism in Eukaryota, Viridiplantae, Streptophyta, Magnoliopsida, Lamiales, Pedaliaceae. The record is from RefSeq and is a predicted model, not a curated record.